This is a messenger RNA of Uloborus diversus, 1532 nucleotides long. Its product is annotated as hepatoma-derived growth factor-related protein 3-like. NCBI's taxonomy places the organism in Eukaryota, Metazoa, Arthropoda, Arachnida, Araneae, Uloboridae. Gene Ontology annotation, biological process: regulation of transcription by RNA polymerase II. Gene Ontology annotation, cellular component: nucleus. Bases 163 to 912 code for a protein of 249 amino acids. The record is from RefSeq and is a predicted model, not a curated record. Gene Ontology annotation, molecular function: transcription coregulator activity; double-stranded DNA binding. The transcript is spliced from 7 exons.
UUGAACUGCGCCCUCUUUAGCGUCUCUGUUGUCGUUGACUACUGUUUAUAUGAUUGUUUGAUCAGCAAAUUUUGUUGUUUUGUGUUAUUAAACAUUCAUAUGCAUUAUUUUUGUUGAUAUUAUUAUAGUGUAUUGUUAUAUUUGUUGAACUCUUGUUGAAUAAUGAGCAAGAAAACAUCUUAUAAAUCCGGCGACUUGGUCUUUGCUAAAGUGAGAGGGUAUCCACCUUGGCCGGCUAGAGUAGAACAAGACCCUCCAGCAGGGAAAAAGGUGCCUAAAAACAAAUAUCCAAUUCUGUUUUUUGGAACAUAUGAAACAGCUGUAUUGGCAGCAAAAGAUCUCUUUCCUUAUGAUCACUACAAAGAAAAGUUUGGAAAGCAGCAGAAAAGGAAAUAUUUCAACGAAGGGCUGUGGGAAAUUGAAAAUAACCCUAGUGUAAAGCCUGGAGCUGGUCAUAUAAGUUCAAAAUCACAUGACAAAGACAACUCCAAGGAUGAAGAUGUGAGUGACGAAGAUGAAAAGCAAUUGGUAAUAGAUGAAAAGCCAAGCAAGGAAGAAGGAGGAUCACAUAAGAGAAAGGGAGAUCACAAGGAAUCUAAAAAAAGUAAGAAAGCUAAAGUUGAAAAGGCAGAUGCCUCUGCUGACGAAGAUGAAAAUGAGCAAUCCAGUGAUGACAAUUUGAAGCAUGAAAAAGCAAAGAAAGAAAAACCAGAUGGAGAUAAAAGUCACAAGCGCUCUCACAAGAAGAAGAAAUACGAUGCUGAUGACGAGUUAGACAAAGAUGAGGAGGAUGAAGAAAAGAACACAGAUUCUGAAGUAAAGAGUUCAGAAAAGAAAGAAGAAAAAAAGAAGAAGAAAGAAGGAAAGGAGAGCAAAAAGCACAAGCAUGGCAAAAGCAAAUCCCAGACUUGAUUGCUUGUUUAUGCUUGUAUGCAUGCAAAAUUGAAAAUUUUUAUAGUUCUUUUCUCUUAAGACCAGUUUUCUUAGGGAAAAGGUUUCUGAAGCACAAAAACACAUCUGAUAUUAUUUUAUUGUUUAACAUUUUGGACAAAGCAUUGCAAUAAUCUUUUAAAACAUACUUUUUGGUGAAGUUGGUGCAAAACAUUUGUGCUAUUUUAUUAUUAUUUUUUAACAAAAUCAUUUUUGUUUUUUUAAUUUUAUCAUUUCAAGUCCAGUACUUUUACUUAGAACUAAUUUUACUGCGAAGAAAUUCCUUACAAAUUUUUAACUUCAUAACCCCUUCUCUAACGGAAUGCAUUAUCAAUGCAGAACAAGUAAACUGAAAAUAAUAAACAAUAACGGGUGGCAUUCGUAAGUACAGACUACUGUGACUACUACUUCCUUAAAAAAUGUCAGGUGAAACUAAAUCAUAUUCUUGGAAAUCUACUUUAUUGUAAGUAUCAUCAUCACCCUGCUUGGAGUAUUGUGGUAGAAAUUAUGUUUAACAAAAUUGCAUUUAUGGACGGUAAUCAAAUAAUUUGAUGAGUUUGGUUUAAAUUUUUUAGUUUAACUCAUUGGCAACUUGCUAGUCC